AUGCCUGAGCAACUCCACUCUACCGGCCGUGGUGGCGCCGGGAACAUUGGCGAGGACACGACUCAGUAUGUCGACGGAGGUAUCACGCGCGAAGGUGUACUGGGAGAGUCGUCCCGAGGCGAGUACAGCGCAGGGCGCGGCGGAGCUGGCAACAUGAUCGAGUCUCCAAGAACCGGCACACCUGUCGCACAUUCUCAGGAUGUAGUGACUGAGCCCUCCAUGAGGACGGCAGAAGGGCAUGAGAACUUCCACACCGGUCGAGGUGGAGGCGGUAACGUGCACAAAGACAAAUAUGGUGGACACAGCCAUGCGCAGGGCGGCGAGCAGAGCAAUAUUGUGGACAAGGCUAAACAUGCCCUUGGUAUGGAUAAGAAGAAGGAGCAUGAGCACACGACGACAACACAAUGA
This is a messenger RNA of Recurvomyces mirabilis, 408 nucleotides long. RefSeq lists its product as uncharacterized. The coding region runs from base 1 to 408 and encodes 135 amino acids. The transcript has 2 exons. The record is from RefSeq and is a predicted model, not a curated record. NCBI's taxonomy places the organism in Eukaryota, Fungi, Ascomycota, Dothideomycetes, Mycosphaerellales, Teratosphaeriaceae.